Cydia strobilella is the source of this 2593-nucleotide messenger RNA. RefSeq lists its product as uncharacterized. Gene Ontology annotation, biological process: proteolysis. Lineage: Eukaryota; Metazoa; Arthropoda; Insecta; Lepidoptera; Tortricidae. The coding region runs from base 215 to 2593 and encodes 792 amino acids. The record is from RefSeq and is a predicted model, not a curated record. Gene Ontology annotation, molecular function: serine-type endopeptidase activity. The transcript is spliced from 7 exons.
CUGAAACACACAUUAACUACGCGUAUAAAUGCAAUAGUAGCAGUUAGUCUAAGAGCCAUGUGUCAUACAUAUAUGGCCUAUUGUAUUCGUAUAAAGUCCUAAGACAUUACAUUCUAAGUAUGGAAGCAUCAAUAGCCUAUAGAAAAGAAGACGUUAAAACAUUAUUAUUUAGUAUCAAUCUCGAUCUUGGAGGUACUACAUCUGUUUGAAAAAAAUGAGGCCCAAUUUAGAAUUUUUAAAGUUAAUUAUAAGGCUACUCAUAUUACUUAUAUUGUUUGUGAUGUUAUUUAUUAUAUCUGCAUUUUUAUACAGUGCAAAAUAUUGGCCUGAUAUGUAUAAUUAUAUAAAUGCGAAUAUAACUAUUAAAAGAAUCCCAACAAUAUCUGAACUUCAUCCGGUUAUAGUUCACGAAACUGACUACACUACAGAAUUAUAUUCAACAACAGAUGGAAGUGAUUACUUAGAAGUAACUACAAAUGGCGGUGAUUUUGAUUUAAACUUUGAUGAUUUUAUGAAUGAAGGCGCAGAUGACAGAAGGAGAAAAAGACAAAUACCCGUGGAGGAAAUGAAGGUUAAUAUUGAAAUUGUCAAAGCUAAUUACGAUUACGUUUUCGAUUUCGACGUAACUACUGAAUCUUUUAUUGAAAAUGUAGUUAAUGAAACCAAAUUUACUACGACUGAACCGAAUCAUUUUGAAAUAAUUACGAAAUACGACGAUUGUGUCAAAGAAAAUAAAGAAAACUCGUCCGGGAGACUACUGAAUGUAAGUAUAAAACAUAUUUCACUUUACUUACAUACAGUGUCCUUAGCCAUUGGACAAAGCCAAAAUAGAGAAGACGUAAUAAAGAUGUUUGUGAAAUUGAAUCUACUUGUGAUUUGUGCCGUGCUACUUAAUUUUGGUGAUUGCAAUAAUUGUGAUGGUGUUUUCAAAUGUGUUAUGAAUAAAGUAGGCGAUGCGAUAUCGGCCAAUUUAAAUGUUACAAUAGAUAAUAUUGAAGACACUUCAGAAAAUAUUUCUAUAUUAGAUAAAUUACAAGAUAAUAAUGAUAAUUUACUGACUAACUUGACUCGUUUCUUAGUGCAAAAAUUUUCUGGUCUCAUUAUAGAGAAUCCUGUGCUAAAGACACUUGGAAAAAAUACUGAAAUUUAUAUACAAACAUUUAAAAUAAAUGAAAGCGCCUAUGAAAAUAAACCGAUUGACAAUACCAUUAAAUCUGAUAUGUUUGAUAUGAAGAGCAAUGAUACAAAUUUUCAUAAUAAUACUAGUAUCAUCGUGUUAAGAGAAGAUAAUACAAGUAAUAAUUAUAAUAAAUCUGUAAUUAACGAACCCAUGUAUGAAAAAACAGCAACAAAUUCAACAAUAAGAACAUAUUUGAUCGAAACAAAUAACUCUGAUAUAAAUAGUGUAGAUAAAAUAAAUAAAUCAAAGUUUGAACAUACAACUUACAAUGUGAAUUAUACAACCAAGCAGGGAACAGUCACUUCUGUUUCUUUAAAUGCCGAUGAUAUUCCAGAAAAAAAAGAAGAUAUUGAGGUUACCAUAGAAAACUUUACUGAGAUACCUGCGGUUACAGUAAAAGUGAGUAAUAAAAAUAACAGUGACAUAUAUGCGAAAAAUGGAAUGAAUAUUCAACUGCAAGUCUCAACUCAUAAAAUAAAUAUGAUAAGUGAAACAAUUAACGUUAGAGACAAUUAUAUUGAUGACACGAACGAUCUUUUUCGUGACAUUAAUGAGCCUGUUCAUGAUAACAUGACAGAUUAUCUGGAUAUCGAUUAUGUUGAUAUGUAUAAAGAUACAACGAAUGAAGAUGUUCAAUAUACAUCUGCUGUCUACAUACCUACAACUACAGUUGCUACAAAAAUUAUGAUUGACCAGAAAACAGCUGACAAAAUAGACUCUGUGUAUCCAUGGAUAGCUACUGUGUUUAUAAUGAACCGAGACAACAAACAAUUUGAAUACAUUUGCGAUGGCAUUCUACUCUCCAAACGUGUUGUUCUUACUGCUGCCCGAUGUGUCAUUAAAUCAAAUGUGACAGUGGAUGCGGACAACAUUCUAAUUAUCAUGGGCAAGAGAUCCUUGCAGUCUACGGGAGCUAAUGAAAAAGUUUUAAGGGUAAAGUCCAUCAAGAUCCACGACAACUUCGUUUCAAACGGAGAAAUGACGACGCCGAAUGAUGGCGACUUGGCGAUCGCCGUGCUGGCCGAGCCCGUGGUGCUAAACAUUGAUAUACAGCCUGCUCCUUUGGGGCUCGAUGAUAAAUCGGCCCCGCUUGCAACAGCCACGACAGGCUGGCAUGCAAGUGGCCCUUUGCAGCCGCUAUACUUGGAACUAGAGUCUACGGAAAAAAAUAUUAUGGACGUCAACUGCAAAAAAUUGUUUUGUGCAACUCUGGGUGAUAGUGAAACCACAUGUCCCAGCUAUGGGGGUUUGCUUAUAGAACGCCAGGAUGAUUACCAAUGGAGGCUGAAGGGAAUAGCCAGUGGCAGCCCCACGAACACGGGCGUAUGUUUCAACAAACAUCUUACGUUUACUAAAAUAGAAAACUAUUUUGACUGGAUUAAGGAAAAUUUACAACAAACGUCUAGCAUAUAA